Messenger RNA from Lepisosteus oculatus (spotted gar), 3836 nucleotides. RefSeq names its product Fli-1 proto-oncogene, ETS transcription factor (gene fli1). Gene Ontology annotation, cellular component: nucleus. NCBI's taxonomy places the organism in Eukaryota, Metazoa, Chordata, Actinopteri, Semionotiformes, Lepisosteidae. Gene Ontology annotation, biological process: regulation of transcription by RNA polymerase II; cell differentiation. Gene Ontology annotation, molecular function: DNA-binding transcription factor activity, RNA polymerase II-specific; sequence-specific DNA binding. The record is from RefSeq and is a predicted model, not a curated record.
GCCAGAGACCCGGGUGGCUUGGUGCUAGGGGAGCAGGGGUUGUGAAGAGACAACCCUUCCCCACCUCAUCCUGACAGAGGACCUCCAGGGCCGAGGUUCACAAAGACCUGAACGCCCAGUUCUGCAGCUUCAAUACAAGUUCGUUUUCCUGUGAAAAUCCUGGAGACCAUCACACUCUCACAAAGCUUUUCAAGUCAGUCCCUUGCCUGCGAUGGCCUGUAAAAGUGCUCAGACCUCGACAUUUUCAGGCCCUUGUUUUUCCCUGAAAAUGUUUCAGACAGUGCCCGACACCGCGUCUUACGUCAAGGUAAGACCACUCGGCCCCUUGAACCAGGAGGCACUGUCGGUGGUGAGUGACGACCAGUCCCUGUUCGAGCCGCCCUACGCCGCCGUCCCGCUGCCCAAGCCUGACAUGACCGCCUCGGGGACGCAGGACUACGGGCCGCCCCACAAGAUCAACCCCUUGACCCCGCAGCAGGACUGGAUCAACCGCGUCAAUGUCAAGAGGGAGUACGACCACCUCAACGGCUCCAGCAGGGAGUCUCCGGUAGACUGCAGUGUUGGAAAGUGCGGCAAGCUGGUUGGAGGGGCAGAAGCGACUCAGAUCAAUUACGGAAGUUACAUGGAUGAAAAAAAUGGACCACCCCCCCCCAAUAUGACCACAAACGAGAGGAGAGUUAUCGUCCCUGCCGAUCCCUCUUUGUGGUCACAGGACCAUGUCAGGCAGUGGCUGGAGUGGGCCAUCAAGGAGUACGGACUGCUGGAGAUCGACACGUCCCUUUUUCAGAGCACGGACGGGAAGGAGCUCUGCAAAAUGAGCAAGGAGGACUUUCUGAGACUCACCUCCGUGUACAACGCAGAAGUCCUGCUCUCGCAUCUGAAUUACCUCAGGGAAAGUAGCUCGUCAUUAUCAUAUAACACACCUCAUACAGACCAAUCUCCACGCCUCACAACGAAAGAAGAUCCUUCCUAUGACAGUGCGCGCAGGACAGGCUGGUCAAACAGCAUGCACAGCGGAAAGGGCUCACCAGCAGUCACACAGAAUGUGUCCAAGACCUCAGAACAGCAAAGACCACAGCCUGAUCCUUACCAGAUUUUGGGUCCGACCAGCAGUCGAUUAGCCAACCCAGGCUCCGGGCAGAUCCAGCUGUGGCAGUUCCUGCUGGAGCUCCUGUCGGACAGCGCCAACGCGGGCUGCAUCACCUGGGAGGGCACCAACGGGGAGUUCAAGAUGACCGACCCGGACGAGGUGGCCCGGCGCUGGGGGGAGAGGAAGAGCAAGCCCAACAUGAACUACGACAAGCUGAGCCGGGCCCUGCGCUACUACUACGACAAGAACAUCAUGACCAAGGUGCACGGCAAGCGCUACGCCUACAAGUUCGACUUCCACGGCAUCGCCCAGGCCCUGCAGCCCCACCCCACCGAAUCCUCCAUGUACAAGUACCCCUCUGACCUGGCCUACGUGCCCUCCUACCACGCCCACCAGCAGAAGGUGAACUUUGUCUCUCCCCACCCUCCUUCCAUGCCCGUCACCUCCUCCAACUUCUUCGGACCCCCCUCCCCUUACUGGAGCUCCCCAGCCGGAGGGAUCUAUCCCAAUCCCAGCGUUCCCCGCCAUCCCAACACCCACGUGUCCUCGCACCUCGGCAGCUACUACUAAGGACUGCCCGCCUUCUUUUCUCUCCCUUCGGACCUGCACUCCGAUUCCCGGGAAGCUCUCCUCCCGGGGAUCUUUUUUGGAACUUGUGAAAACACGUGACAGAUUUAAAAAAAAAAAAAACGACAACCAAACAAACGAUCAGAAUGAAGGCAUUGGAAAAGAGGGGGGAAAAAACUGGACCUAUGAUCCGCUUGUAAAUGGAGUACAGUACUACUUCCUUUCCUGCUGAACAGCUUCUGUUCGGUUUUGUUUGUCGAGUUUGACGCUUGUGUGUUUGUUUGUGUGUUAUUCCUGCCUCGAGAGGAAGCUGCAGUGUCGGUCAGUGGGAACAGACUUCUGCGGCGGUAUUGAGGCUGACCCUGGCAUUGAGGAAACGCAGAGGCAGUCACAGUCAGACAUGGGUCCCACUUCAGUCGGUCCUGAACCUGUCCCCUUCCAAUCACAGCAAGCUGCUUGUUCACCAGACGUCCGAAGCGUUUUGGCGCUGGGUUUUGCAGUUUCCUUUUUUCGUUCCUUCUUUCUCCUCCGCCCUUUCGUGUGCUUUGGCUUUUCUGGAGCGUGAUCUGGGAUCCCCACGGAACUCCCCCACGAAAAGAGAUCUCAGCAACGAGGGAUUUUAGCAACUGGAAAGCUCAAUGGUGUUGGCGCUUAAGUAUUCCUCCCAACUGGAAUUACCCAAAACCAAGCUCUGGCAACCUUUUUCAGGAGGUUUUUAACACAGGAGAUGGAGGCUUUGACCUAAGAUUGUGUUUUAUCUGUUGUUCCACAGCUUCGUGAUCAGAUGUUGACGAACUGGACCAGCAUAAAAUGUGAUUGCUCUGUGGGCCCUGGAGUAUCUUUUUCUUCACAGUCACAGUCCUGGAGGCUCACUUUUGGGUCUUCCAGCUCCGCUCUAGAUCUCGUAGGCGACAUUGUUCUAGAACAGUAUUUGUUGAAUGGAAUUCCAGCCCCCAUUGUGCGGAAAAGUCCUUUUUCAGCAGCUCACAAUCCAAGGAGUCUCUAGGUGGAUCCUGUCCGUAUCAGUUGCAGUUUAACAGGCCAGUUCUCUUUGUGCUGUUUUCGACAUUUCAUACAGAUUUCUUUUUCGGAAAAGGGUUUGAAAUUCUUCAUACCGGAGAGGGCAUCACUAUUUGUAACAAGAGAGAUUUUAUGAGAAUGACUUCAGAGGCCAAGGGCAGACUUAGAGCCAAGAACUUUUGAAAGUUAACAUAUGACUAAAAAGAAGCGCAAAAUCAAUGAGGAUAAAAUGGAGUCCUGAGAUUCGCGAACGCUGUGCGUUUGUCAGACCUAUUUUUUUGUUGUUUUUUUAAACAUUGGUCAACUAGCUGUUAAAGCAACUUACUGUAUAAAUUAUGCAGAGUUAUUUUCAUAUGUAACACAGUAUUGAAAGGAUCAAGAGAAAAAGAGAAACGAGUUGACCUCGGUCAAAAAUGCAAUUUUUUUUUACUAUCAGACAAAAUAAGAAAUCAGUUUCUGAUUUGUAAUUUGUACAUCUUUUAUUGUGUGUUUUGUGUCUGUACAUUUGGGCAAUAACCUUUGCUGAUUUUUAUAGAAAAUACAGGUUGAAUUACUCCAAAGUGCCUUACUUAGGCACACAAAUAUACAUUCCUAGCUACCGUUGUUACUUGCCUUCCCAACCAAAAAGUGCCUGAAUGAGCCAUAAUCCUGGAUUCUUUGACAAUCACGGAUCCUUUGGAACGUUCCCGUGUCUCAUCGGUUAUUGUAAAGGGAGUUCCCUUCCUACUGCUGAUUAAAAGCGAUCAGCCUUCCUGAGCAACUGGCAGUCUUUGCACUGGUUUCCACUGAGAGGAAUUGAGUAAAGGGUACCACAUGUUAUGCUUGGGCAACAGCACUGGUUUUCAAUGUUGCAAUGACCUUAAAGCAAUUUCAAUUUGGGGCAAGUCUUGAUGCUUCAAAAGAAGAGACUUAUGUAGCAUUAUAGCAAUAAAUAAACUUUCACAUCCCCUCCUCUCCACCCCUGACUGAAAGGGGGGUUUUGCUACUUAUAUAUGCAAUGUACUUUUUGGAUAUUAAAUAUAUAUAAUUUUGCAAGUAAUCUUUUUUUUUUAUAUUGUUUUGUUCCUGCAUUGUAUGACGUAUUAAGCCGAAUGUUUGUAAAAGGGCUGUUUUAUAGUGGGGCAAAUGUGACAAAAUAAAUGUUUUUUUCCUUCUAAAA